This is a messenger RNA of Anoplophora glabripennis (Asian longhorned beetle), 669 nucleotides long. RefSeq names its product piggyBac transposable element-derived protein 4. The record is from RefSeq and is a predicted model, not a curated record. Lineage: Eukaryota; Metazoa; Arthropoda; Insecta; Coleoptera; Cerambycidae. The transcript has 2 exons. The annotation marks the transcript as partial.
AUGGCAGAUGACAUAGUUCCUGGCCCAUCGGGAUUUAAAAGGCCAAGAAUUAGAAAUCCAAAACAGUUAACUGACGAAGAAUUGCUUGCACUAGCUUACUUUUCUGAUUCGGAUGAGGAGCCUUUUGAAGACUCCGGUAGUGAAUGGAGCGGUGAGGAGGUGGCCGAGGAAUUCGCGGAAUACGCUGAUGAAAGUGACAACCCUGAAAGUGACCCUGAACCUUCUGCUGACGAACCAAUUAUUGUACAACAAAAUGAUAAUAUGGAGUGGGUAGAAAACCCUCCAAUGUUAAAAAAUAUUCCAUUUGUUGGGCAGAAAGAACUAAAGGUGCCCAUACCUGGCGAUGAAAGUAAUGGGACAGUUUUGAACAUGCAGAUUUAUACAGGAGUUUGUGAUGACUUAGGUGGUAAAGGGCAUGCUGCAAAUGUUGUCCUCCGCCUCAUGACCAAUUACUGUGAUAAGGGCCACAGUCUUUAUAUGGAUAAUUACUAUAAUUCUGUGACACUCGCCAGGCAGUUGUUGGACAAAAAUACUUACUGUACAGGAACUUUGCGUGCGGGAAGAAAGGAAACACCCCACGACGUUAGUAAGGCAAAACCGAAGACUGGUGAAUUCGUCCAUCGGUAUGGAGGAAAUGUAUGUGUGGGCAAGUGGAAGGACAAACGUGAG